AUGGCGUCCAACCAGCUCCCCGGUCCAGCUUCGGGGAGGACGAGCAGCGCGGCUAGCCAUCGCAAUGGGUCCAUUCCUCAACAACGAACCUCGUUGACGGCAAUGCCCCCAGCUCGUCCGACCCGCUCUCCCCAACCGUUUGACCGGAACUCGGACCAAAGCGCCAGGAAUAAGCCACUCUCAACCGGCACUGGCGCCUCGUCUCAGCACAGCUCGCUCUCGGUCGGCGCGCAACUGAUCUACGAAAAGCCCGUGGAACGGCCCCGCAAGCUGCGGUCACAAUACCCACGGAGCAGCUCCGAGAACCACGUCGAAUACAUCCUCGUCGCGUCGUUCGACAUCGACCGCGGGCCGGUCAUGGAACACCAGUACCCUGUAGCCAUCACAGGCGACGAACACAUGCUUGCCGAGCUCAUGCUUCCCGAUCAGGCGCACGUCCGGAAUCAGGACUGGACCAUCUUCUUUCUUCACAAGGACACCAGCCAGGAGGAGGACGACGCGGAACGGCAAGCGAAGGAGGCCCGGCGGGCCCGGCGGAACAGGAAGCGGGAUCGGGCGAGGGGGAUAAUACAUGAAUCGGAUGAUGAGGGAGGGGAACUCAAAGGUUUGGAUGACGACGAUGACGACGACGACGAUGAUGAUGAUUUCUGGGACGACGAUGAAUCUACCGACUCGGAGCCAGACGGUUUUGAAGGACCACCGCUGGUUUAUGUUCUUAAUCUGGUCAACACGAAACAAGAUAAAACGGUCAAGCGAGGCGCGGUGGUGAAAGCCAUGGCCAUUUGUACCCGACACCCUUUUCUACAUAUUUACAAGCCCCUUUUACUACUAGCCCUGGAGGAAUACUUCAAGUCGCCCGUCCCUGAAACGCUAGCGCUCCUGUACAACGCCGUGAACGAGAUGGACCUGUCGCUCAUGCCGAAGCUGAACUGGCUUGAGCGGCAUCUCCUACAGUCGAGUGAGAAUAAGGAUCUCUUCGUCGAAAAGUUCGAGGAAAUGAUACAGGCGCGAAUCAUGGGGGCAUCCGGGGUAGACCAGCCUCUCGACGCCAGCAAAGGCCCGCCCUCGCGGCCCAGCAUCUUCCGCUCGGGAUCGAGGGCUCACAUCGAGGGCCACGCGGUGUAUGUGGUGCCUCGAGACACUCACGAGUUCGAGAGCAAAGUACUGUACAAGGGCAUCCCCAUUCCGAUCAAGGUCCCCGUGGCCGUAAUGCCCGAGAUCGUCGGCGAUUUCUCCUUGAUCAAGCUAAUCCAGAACUUUUCCGAUUCACACUCCAAAACACCCCAUAGCUUCCAACUCCACCCCCAUCUAACCACCAACGGCCCCAACACACACCCCAUCAUCGUGCUCAUCAACGCUCUCCUAACCCAGAAACGGGUCAUCUUCCUCGGCCACAACAUGCCGUCGGGCGAAGUGGCCGAAGCCGUCCUAGCCGCCUGCGCGCUCGCAUCAGGCGGGAUCCUCCGCGGCUUCACGCGCUACGCUUUUCCCUACACCGAUCUAACCAAGGUCGACGACCUGCUCAAGGUCCCCGGGUUCAUCGCGGGCGUGACCAACCCGACCUUUGAACACCACCCGGAGUGGUGGGAUCUACUGUGCGACCUGCCCAGCGGCAAGAUGAAGAUCAGCACGAAGAUCGAAGCGGCGCCCAUCACCGAAGGAUUGGUGUACUUUCAACAACAAAACCCAGCGUACGCGAACCUGGUGCACAACUCAGCCGGCAACGGCGGCGGCGGCGGCGGCGGGCUGUCGUCCUCCUCGUCCUCAUCCUCAGCCGCGAACGACCUGACGGGCGACGCGGCUUUCAUGGCGGAUAUCCUCCGCAGCAUCACGACGCGGGCGGGCGAGCGGGUGAUCCGGGCCAAGUGGCGGGCGUGGGUGCUCAAGUUCACGCGCAUCGCGGCGGCCUUUGAGGAGAGUGUUUAUGGUGCUAGUGCGUUGUAUACGGGGCAUGGGGAUGAUGGCCAAGAAGGGUUGCCGAGUGCGAUUGGGAGCGCGCAGGGGCAUGGGUAUGUCUGGGUGGAUGAGGCGACGAAGGCGAAGGAGUUGGCUGGUAAUGUGGCGCGGAUUGAGGGGUGGAGGAAUACUAGAAGUUAUUACAGCUUUAUCCAGGACAUCGCCCGCCUCUCCCUCAUCCGCCCCCUCCGCGGCCUCGACCUCGGCCACCUCCACGACCGACUCCGCACCCAACGCCUCACGCCCGCCCAAAGCCGCGACAUCUACGACACCCUAGCCCAACACGUCCGUUCCUACGACGAAAUCUGCCUCCUCCUCAGCGUCGCGCCCGAGUCCCAGGCGGGUCUAUUCUACAUCGCCCUCGGCCUGUUCCACAAGGACCGUGAGGUGCGGUUCCGUACGGCUGAUCUGCUGGAGCGUGUGGCUGAACACGAGGCUGGACAGCACUGGUGGAGGGUGUUGAGCCGGUUUGAGAAAUUGGCGUAUGUGAGGAUUAAGAGGGAGGCGGAGGCGGAGGCGAGGGCGAAGGGGGGGAAGGAGGAGGGGAUGAUGGGGGAUGUGGGGAUUGGGAGGGUUGCAUAA
Dichotomopilus funicola is the source of this 2538-nucleotide messenger RNA. RefSeq names its product docking domain of Afi1 for Arf3 in vesicle trafficking-domain-containing protein. The coding region runs from base 1 to 2538 and encodes 845 amino acids. The transcript is spliced from 4 exons. Gene Ontology annotation, cellular component: plasma membrane. The record is from RefSeq and is a predicted model, not a curated record. NCBI's taxonomy places the organism in Eukaryota, Fungi, Ascomycota, Sordariomycetes, Sordariales, Chaetomiaceae. Gene Ontology annotation, biological process: actin cortical patch localization.